CUCGGCCCGCAGCGCCCCGCCCGGCGGCUUAGCCCCACCCCGCCCAGCCCUGCGACCGCGCGCGGGCCGCUGGGAACGGCGCCGACUCUGGGUGUACGUCGGUUGCCGUAACGACAGGCCGCGGAGCCGGGCCGCCAUGGCCUCUAACUUUAAGAAGGCAAACAUGGCAUCAACUGCCCAGCGAAAGAGGAUGAGUCCUAAGCCAGAGCUUACUGAAGAGCAGAAGCAGGAAAUCCGGGAAGCUUUCGAUCUCUUCGAUGCUGAUGGGACGGGGACCAUAGAUGUUAAGGAACUGAAGGUGGCCAUGAGGGCACUGGGCUUUGAACCCAAGAAAGAAGAGAUCAAGAAAAUAAUAACUGAAAUCGAUAAGGAGGGGACAGGAAAAAUGAACUUUAGUGACUUUUUGACUGUGAUGACUCAAAAAAUGUCUGAGAAAGACACCAAGGAAGAAAUCCUGAAAGCUUUCAAGCUCUUCGAUGAUGAUGAAACUGGGAAGAUAUCAUUCAAAAACCUAAAGCGUGUAGCCAAGGAGUUGGGUGAGAAUCUCACUGAUGAGGAGCUGCAGGAAAUGAUUGAUGAAGCUGAUCGAGAUGGAGAUGGAGAAGUCAAUGAGCAAGAGUUCCUGCGCAUCAUGAAAAAGACAAGCCUUUACUAAGAUCAGUCUCUUUCUUUCUACUGCAAGCACACGUACCUAGAUUUAGUGGCUGCUGCUCUGUGAAAGCUAGUUUUUGAGAAAACAAAUCAUUUUCCCCCACUGACCUCCCUGUAUAACUUUAGUAACAAACUCGAAUCUAUUUUAGACUUUCGAAAGUGUUCUUUGACAUUAAAGUUGUUUGUAUGGUGACCUGGGGACUACUUAAAUUCCCCACAACAGAGGGAGAGCAUGUUGGAGUGGAGAAAAGGUUCUUCCAGCUUUUGCCCCCUUACCACUCUGCCGUGUAGCACUUCAGUCCUGUCAUGCACCCUCACAUUCAUGUCCCCCCAGAGCAACUUAUUAGAGGAGCACAGGUUGUGUUGGUGCUGCCACGAGUGGGGUGGGGAGGAUGUCUUCAAUGGCUCUGGUUUUAAUUGACACCUGAGUGCAGCUUUCUCUUUUAUAAAACCCAGAGACCUCUCUCACUUGGAUUUGGGUGUGUAUUUGUGCUAUUUGUUUUGACUUAAAAAUAAAGCCUUUCUUAUUUUGAA
Messenger RNA from Manis javanica (Malayan pangolin), 1185 nucleotides. It is a transcript of the gene CETN2, whose product is annotated as centrin 2. NCBI's taxonomy places the organism in Eukaryota, Metazoa, Chordata, Mammalia, Pholidota, Manidae. The record is from RefSeq and is a predicted model, not a curated record. Gene Ontology annotation, cellular component: myosin II complex. Gene Ontology annotation, molecular function: calcium ion binding.